Messenger RNA from Cuscuta europaea, 2982 nucleotides. NCBI's taxonomy places the organism in Eukaryota, Viridiplantae, Streptophyta, Magnoliopsida, Solanales, Convolvulaceae. The record is from the annotation of a GenBank genome assembly.
CGAAAAAAUGCUUCUUUUUCAGUAUUUCUCCGCCUCUCGCCUUUUUUUUUUAAGUUUUCAUGGCUAUGGUUCAUAGAGCAACGAGGGCGGCGUCAUUCACAAAGACCCAUUUACUCCCAGUCUCCACCUUCCGCCGCCGGCAACCCCGCCGAACCUAUGUUCAGACUCCUCCAGCCGCCAAGAGGGUUCCUUUCACGGUUUCUGCUAAUGGGAAGUCUUGGGUCGACCCGUAUCACUGGAUGCGCAAAACGGACGACCCGGAUUUCAUCAGCUAUCUCCAGCAAGAGAAUGCAUAUGCCGAGGCUUUCAUGGAGGAUACUCAAGAAAUGCAGAGGACUCUGUACACUGAGAUGGUUUCUAGAAUUCCCUCCAGAAUUUCCACCCCUCCUGAACGAUGGGGUCCCUGGCUAUACUCUCAGUACAUUCCAGAGGGGAAGGAGUUUCCAGUCUUGUGUAGGAAGUUGGCUAAUGAGAAUAAAGGUUGGAUCAGUAUGAUAACCAAUCAUCUUCAAAAAGAAAGUGUCUUACAGAAAGAGGAGAUAUUACUCGAUUGGAACGAGAUAGCUGAAAACUAUGGAUAUGUUCAUGUAGGUACAUGUCGAAUCUCGCCUGACCACAAUUUUCUAGCAUACACAGUUGAUGUUAGCGGCAGUGAGGAGUUCACACUUCAAGUUAAAGAUCUUAAGAGUGGACACAUUCUUCCGAAUCUGAAUGUCAAUGGAGUUGCUAGCUUGGAAUGGGCUGGAAAUGGUCAUACUUUACUGUAUACAUUGAUUGACCAACAACAACGACCUUACAGGCUACAGUGUGUGCAAGUUGGAUCAGAUCGGAUGGAUCAUGUGGAACUGUUCAGUGAAUAUGAUUCAAAUUUCUGUGUGGAUAUUGCACGUACAAAAGAUGGGAAAUUCAUAACUGUGAAUUCUAAUUCCAGGACUUCAUCUGAGGUAUAUAUCAUAAAUGCAACCAAUCCAUACACUGGACUUGCAAAAUUUUGUAAUCGUGUCUCUGGUGUACAAUAUUUCUUGGAACAUCAUCAUGGUGUUUUUUAUGUCCUCACAAAUGCUCGAACAAAUAAUGGUAUGGAGUUGCCAGAAAGUGGAUUUUAUUACUUAGCCAGAGGCCGGGUAGAAAACUUUCAGUCUACCAAUUUGCAAAAAAUCAUUGUACCAAGUGGAGAUAUUUUCUUGAAAGAUAUGGACAUGUUUAAUGAGCAUCUAGUGCUGUACGUCAACAAAGGGGGUUCGUCAUGUAUAUGUUCCCUUCCAAUGAAAAGUAUUGUUAACUGUGAGAAACCAAAUGCCAUUGAAGAUCUUAGUCCAUGGUUCUUUCCUCUCCCCUCAGACAUGUGCUCAGUAGCUCCCGGUUCAAACCAUGAUUUUACGAGUUCAUUAUAUCGUGUGGUCAUCUCAUCUCCAGUGAUGCCUGACACUAUUGUUGACUAUGAUAUGUCUAAGAAAUCAUCCAACAUCGUGAUGCAAGAAGAAUUGGCGAAUAUUUCAAGUGGGCAGAAAUGUGAAACUGGAAAAUUUGGACAAGUAUGGAAAGAUUUCACAGGAGUCUAUGCAUGUGAAAACAAAGAAGUUGUCUCCCAUGAUGGAGUGAGGAUUCCUUUGACUAUCAUUUACUCUCGUAAAGCACACCAAAAAGGUCAAUCUUCAGGUCUUCUGCAUGGGUAUGGAGCGUAUGGAGAUGUUCUGGAUAAAAGCUGGUGUGCAAACCGUCUCUCCCUACUUGAUCGUGGAUGGGUAAUUGCUUUUUCUGAUGUUAGAGGCGGUAAUGGCCCUGAUCCCACGUGGCAUAAAUCUGGGAGUGGAUUACACAAGUUAAACUCCAUCUAUGACUUCGUAUCAUGCGGACAGUACCUUAUUAACCAGGGUUAUGUUCAUACAAAUAAACUUGGUGCUGUCGGAGUUAGUGCCGGAAGUCUUCUUGUCGGGGCAGCCAUCAACAUACAUCCCGGACUUUUUCAGGCUGCGAUUUUAAAGGUUCCUUUUCUUGAUAUAUGCAACACAUUGUUGGAUCCGGCUUUACCUCUCACAGUCUUGGACUAUGAAGAAUUUGGGAAUCCUCAGAUUGAGUCUUACUUUAAUUAUAUUAUGAAGUAUUCUCCUUACGAUAAUAUAUCUCAUGCAUUAUGCUUUCCCUCCACGCUUGUCACAUCUUCAUACAAUGACUCCAGAGUUGGUGUCUGGGAAGCAGCUAAGUGGGUCGCCAAAGUACGGGAUGAAGCGUGUUCAAGGUGUUCUGGUUCACUUGUCCUAAAGACAGAUAUGAGCGGGGGACAUUUUGGCGAAGGAGGGCGUUCUGGCCAUUGUGAAGAAGAAGCUUAUGAAUAUGCCUUUCUGAUGAAGGCUCUCGGCGACAUAUCGAAGUGAACAUUGGGAGAAGCAUGAUGAGGCGAAUGGGUUUGGCAAUUCCGUCGAUCUGGUGCGGCUCGUGCAAGGCGAACAGAAGCAGAGGAUAGUAGAUGGCGAUGAACGGCUCAAAUCAGCAAGUAAUCGGCGGCCAGCAUGAAGCGAAGGAGGAGAGCCCAGGCGAGAAGUAUGUGGGACGAGGAGAGUUGCACGAGAUUCGAAUAGGCCAGAUUUCGAUCGACAAUGGAAGUUCAAUUAGAGUGGUACCAAUGAUACGGCCUCCUCCUGAACCACUGUCAUGGGUUGUACGAUGUGCUAGAGUCUGUGAUAGUUUUCGUAUUAGUUAUUAUUAUUUUGUCAUUUGGUUUCUUAUUAUCAUUUUGGUUGUUAGGUCUAUCAAUUUGUUUGGGAUGAUAGCCUUUUUUUAUUUUGUCUAUACUCUAGAAUCUAGGACAGGUGAUGGGGAACUUAAAUUUGGCUCAUGUAAGCCCAAUUUAGGAUCAGCGAAUCUGGGUGUUUCAUUAGAGGUGGUAGAUUUUAAGUCUGGUUCAAGGGCAGACGGUAGACUAUAUGUUCUUUGUUGCUUAAGUUCUUUCUUAUUAAUAUAAGCCACCUGCUUCCAAAAAAA